AUGUCUGGCACCCCUGAGUCCCAGACUGAAAUCCCGGCUUCCCAAAAGGGAAACGCCCCUGUGCCUCCCGCUGCCCAGGCACCUCCCCAGGCUGCUGCCUCCACUGCUCCUGGUGAAAACCAGCCUGUGGGUCAAAACCUCCCUAACCAAAACUUCCAGGGUGGCAAAUACCCACAGCACUUCCAGGGGAAACCCCAGAACAGACCGCAGCAGGGCGGCUCCCAGGCCCACGGCUCCGCUCCCGGUACUCCACACCAGCACCACCAACCGCCCCACCAGCAUCAUCAGGGCCAGGGCCAAAGAGGAAACUACAACAACAACAAUAGCAACAAGAACUACUACAACAACAACAAAAGGAACUACAACGCCAAGGUUGGCGCGCAGAACCAGUACCAGUAUCCUCCCAACUUCAACCCCAACAUGUACAACUACUACCCAAUGUACUUCCAGCAAGGGAUGCUGCCGCUGCUCUCGCAGUCGCCUGUUCAAUCUUAUCCUCAGGGUGCCUCUCCUGCUGCUGCUGCCAGCGCCGCUGGACCUACCAAGGUGAAGAUCACAGACAAGGACGGAAAGCAAGUCAACUUGGAGGACAAGAAGAAGCUGUCUGCCAGCUCUUCUGCUCUGACCACGCCCGUGCCUUCUCAGGCCCAAAUCGUGCCUGGAUCGGCCUCUCCAGCCAAGUCCCAGACGCCUGAAUCCGAGGACCAGGCUGCUGCUGCCGCUGCUGCUGCCGCUAAGAAGAAGGAAGCCGCCGACGAGUUCCGCAGAAAGAUUCUCGAGAAGGCCAAGGCCGCUAAGGAGAAGAAGGAGGCCGAGGCCCGUGCCGCCCAGGCUGCUGCUGAGCCCAAGGAGGAGGUGAAGGAGCCAGUUCCCGAGACCAAGCCUGAGCCUGUGGCUGAAACGAAGCCCGAGCCAGUGGCCGAAUCCAAGCCAGAGCCAGUUCCAGAAACGAAACCAGAGCCAGUUGAGACCAAACCAGAGCCUGUCACAGAGACCGUGAAGGAGGAGGGUGAGAAGAAGGAGGAAGCUCCAGCUCCAGCUCCAGCUGAGACCACCAAGGAAGAACCAACGGAGCCAACGGAAAAGGCCGAGCCAACGGAAAAGUCCACCCCUGUGGCUGCCCCAGAACAGUCGGAGGACAUUGCCGAAAAGGACGAGGAAGAGGCCGAGGUCGAGGAACAAGAGAAGGUGUUCGACCUCUCCGCUUUCUUUGACAGAUUGGCCUCGUGCAGAGCCAUCGAAGACCCCUUCACUUACCCAUACCCAUACCCCUUGACCGGCGUCGACGCCAGAUGGAAGGCUGGCCAGAAGAAGUAUAGAUACGACCCGCAGUUUUUGUUCCAGUUCCGUGAUACCGUGAACUACCCUAUCGACGAUGCCUGGAAGGAGAAGCUUGAAGGUUUGGGCAUUGUGCCUAACAAGAGAUCCGGCCCUGGCGGUCCUCAGCGCAUGAACUCUUCCAGAUUCGGCUCUCAGGCUCCAGGCAGAAUGGGCGGAAGCAUGCAGAGACCUGGUUCUUUCGACGGAAGACAAAACUCCAGAUCGGGCUCCAGAAGAAGAGGCGGCUCCAACGCCGGCAACCCAAGAGACCGUUCGUUGAGAAACAGAAACCAGUCCAGAAGAGGCCCAAGAGAGAGAGACGAUGAUGCUCCAUCCAAGCCAGCCGAGGACGUGAAGCCAUUGGUUCCUUCUGCCAACAGAUGGGUGCCUAGAUCCAGACAAAAGACCACCGAGGUCAAGACUGCUCCUGACGGAACGGUGCUCCUUGACAAGGAGGAUGUGGAAAGAAAGGUCAAGUCUGCAUUGAACAAGUUGACGUUGGAGAUGUUCGAGCCUAUCUCGGAGCAGAUGUUGGACAUUGCCAAGCAGUCCCGCCACGAGGAGGACGCUGCCACCAUCAAGCAGGUUAUCUCCUUGACGUUUGCCAAGGCCUGUGACGAGCCUUACUGGUCCAGCGUUUACGCCCAGUUCUGUGCUAAGAUGGUGAAGGAGAUCCCCGACGAAAUCAAGGACGUGAGCAUUCUCACCAAGAGCGGCGAGCCUGCCAUUGGUGGUGACUUGGCCAGAAGAAUCCUUUUGGCUACCUGUCAGACCGAGUACGAAAAGGGCUGGGUCGACAAGCUCCCCACCAACCCAGACGGCUCUCCUUUGGAGCCCGAGAUGAUGUCGGACGAGUACUACGCCAUGGCUGCCGCCAAGAGAAGAGGUCUUGGUUUGGUCAAGUUCAUUGGUAACCUUUACAUCUUGAACAUGUUGAACGACCAGGUUAUCUUGCAUUGUUUGAGAGACCAGUCCAAGAACGUGACGGACCCAUCGGAGGACUCGUUGGAGAACUUGGCUCAGUUGAUCAAGACCGUUGGUCCUAGAUUCGAGGCCUCGGAGAGAAACAAGGCUGCCUUGAACAUGAUCUUUGACAACAUCCAGCUGAUCUUGGACAACUGCAAGCUCUCGUCGAGAAUCAAGUUUAUGUUGAUGGACUUGCAGGAUUUGAAGAAGAGCAACUGGAAGUCGCUCAAGCAGGAGUCUGGCCCCAAGACCAUCAAGGAGAUUCACAACGAAGCCGAGUUGAAGAAGCUCGAGGAGAGCAAGGCCCAGGCCGAGAAGAGAAGAAACAAGGGCUACGGUGGAGGUGGCUACGGCGGUGGUGACUCCAGAUCAAACUCCACCAGAGGCGGAGCCUCGUGGGGCAACAAGAAGGAGUCCAGAGCCCCCACCAAGGACUCUAGAGGCUUCCAGUCUGUUCCUCGCUCGCAGCUGAACAGACCCACGCCUGACUCGAGCUUCAGUGCUUCCCACACUUCUCCUAGAGAAAACUCUAAGAGAACCGACUCCAUGGCCUCCAACAUCUUCGCUGCUUUGGACGGCGACAACGACGACAACGAGUCCGAGGGCGCCGGCCACUAA
This is a messenger RNA of Candidozyma duobushaemuli, 2904 nucleotides long. Its product is annotated as translation initiation factor eIF4G. NCBI's taxonomy places the organism in Eukaryota, Fungi, Ascomycota, Pichiomycetes, Serinales, Metschnikowiaceae. Gene Ontology annotation, molecular function: translation initiation factor activity; mRNA binding; protein binding. The coding region runs from base 1 to 2904 and encodes 967 amino acids. The record is from RefSeq and is a predicted model, not a curated record. The transcript is spliced from 2 exons. Gene Ontology annotation, cellular component: eukaryotic translation initiation factor 4F complex.